AGGGUUUUGCGUGGUAGUUCCAGGAGUUGGGAGGAGCUUCUCUUGCAGGUUGCGCUCGCCGAUGCACCAGGCAUGAAGCCUGGCAAAGGUGGCGGCAAAGGAAAGCGGAAGGGGAAGGGCGGAAAGGGCGGGGAACGCCAGCAAGUGCGGCGGGAGCUCGCCUCCGUGGUGGGCGAGGUCCUCCGCGGCGGCGGCGUGGCGGAGGGCCCGGGCGCCGGCAAGGGCGCCGGCAAGGGCAAGCGGAAGGGCGGCGGCGCGGGCCCCUGGGCGCCCUCGCGGCGAGCCCAGCGGAAGAGCAAGCGCCAGGAGCGCAAGGAACGCCGUAGCCACUACUACGCGGGCGGUCGCAGGAAGGCCGUCGAGGGGCCAGAACCCGCCGAGAAGGCCAGGAGGCCCGCCGAGGGGGGCGCCGCCAAGCCCGGGGCUGCCAAGCAGAAGAGGCGCCGCGCCGUCGAGGAGGACGACGACGACGAGAUCGCCUCCUCCGAGGCGGAGGGCCCCGGAAGCGGCGGCCGCAGGGGCAAGGCGCGGAAGGGCAAGAACGGCGAGGCCGAGGAUGACGAAGACCCCGACUCGGAGCUCGGCGCCAGUGGCGAGGAGGGCGAGGAUGCAGAAGAAGAAGCAGAAGAGGAAGAAGUAGAUGACGAUGCCGAAGAACUGGCCGGAAACUCCGAGGAGGAGGAGGAGGGGGAGGGCCGGCUGGCACGGCGCGCAGCCGCCGGGGACAGCGCCGGCGGAGGCGUGUACGCGCCUCCGCACCUCCGCGGCGCGGUCGGCGCCCGAGGCGCCGCGGCCAGCAAGGCGGCGGCCGCGGCGGCGGAGCAGCUUCGCAGGCGGCAGCUGCGCGGCCUCAUGAACCGCGUCUCCGAGGGCAACUUGGACCCCAGUGCCCAAGAGCUCGCGAAGGUGUUGGGGGAGAUGCUGCCGGAGGUGGGUUCCACAUCCGCGGCAGAUGCCUUCCUCGCCGUGCUGCUGCCUGCGGCGGUGGGCGACCCUGGCGGGUCCGUUCUGGUCCUUGGCUGCCACGCCGCCCUGGCCGUGACCGCCCACCUGCUUUUCGGCGCCGCCUUCGGCGCCGCCGCGCUCCUGCAGGCGAGGGCACCG
This is a messenger RNA of Prorocentrum cordatum, 1104 nucleotides long. The record is from the annotation of a GenBank genome assembly. NCBI's taxonomy places the organism in Eukaryota, Dinophyceae, Prorocentrales, Prorocentraceae.